Messenger RNA from Limulus polyphemus (Atlantic horseshoe crab), 7015 nucleotides. Its product is annotated as kinesin-like protein KIF13A. Gene Ontology annotation, biological process: microtubule-based movement; cytoskeleton-dependent intracellular transport. Lineage: Eukaryota; Metazoa; Arthropoda; Merostomata; Xiphosura; Limulidae. The coding region runs from base 189 to 6626 and encodes 2145 amino acids. The record is from RefSeq and is a predicted model, not a curated record. The transcript is spliced from 42 exons. Gene Ontology annotation, molecular function: ATP binding; ATP hydrolysis activity; microtubule binding. Gene Ontology annotation, cellular component: kinesin complex; microtubule.
UAAAAAGAGUUACGUCAUAUUAAGAUUAAACAUGGCGAAUGUUGGAGAGGAUUGUUGUUACGCCCGAGGAGGAGAAUGUGGUGUUAUUAUAUGUUAACAUUUAAAAAACGAUUGUAUUUUCAGUAAUUGUAUAUAUAAAUGAUUCAUUAAAUCACUGACCUUGAGUUUUAGCUGUUCAUCAACGAAAUAUGGCAUCAGAUAAAGUUAAGGUGGCUGUUCGUGUCCGGCCGCUAAGUCGACGAGAGAUGGAGUUGGAGACACACUGUGUGGUUGAAAUGAAAGAAGGGCAGACUAUUCUCAAACAUCCUACGUGUAGCAAAGCUGAAAGCCAUAGGAAACAACCGAAGACAUUUGCCUUUGACCACUGUUUUUGGUCUUAUAAAGAAACAGACCUUCAUUAUGCCAAUCAGGGUGAUGUGUACCAACAUCUGGGCUCAGACAUUCUUCAGAAUGCAUUCCAAGGUUAUAAUGCAUGUAUAUUUGCUUAUGGCCAAACAGGUUCUGGAAAGUCCUAUACCAUGAUGGGUUCAGAAGAAAACAAGGGUUUAAUACCUCGUCUUUGUGAUGAUCUGUUUGGGAGGAUAGCUUGUAACACAAAUUCUAGUCUCUCCUAUAAGGUAGAGGUUUCAUACAUGGAGAUUUAUAAUGAAAAAGUACAUGAUCUCCUGGAUCCUAAAGGGACAAGACAGAGCCUGAAAGUGAGGGAACAUAAUAUCCUUGGUCCAUAUGUGGAUGGACUUUCUACCUUAGCAGUCUCGUCCUAUCAGGACAUCAGCAGCUUAAUGACAGAAGGAAACAAGUCUAGAACAGUGGCUGCAACAAAUAUGAAUAGUGAAUCUAGUCGAUCUCAUGCUGUAUUUAACAUUACUCUGACUUGUUUAUUGACUGAUAUUCAGUCUGGGAUUACCGGAGAAAAGGUGUCCAAAAUGAGCUUAGUUGACUUAGCUGGGAGUGAGAGAGCAGUAAAGUCUGGGGCUGUAGGGGAAAGAUUGAAAGAAGGGUCAAAUAUUAAUAAAUCCCUCACAACAUUAGGCCUGGUCAUGUCCAAAUUAGCUGACCAAUCAUCAGGAAAGGCAAAAGAUAAAUUUGUACCCUAUCGUGAUUCUGUCCUUACAUGGCUGUUAAAAGACAACUUAGGAGGAAACAGUAAAACAGUAAUGGUUGCCACCAUUAGUCCAGCAGCUGAUAACUAUGAUGAAACACUUUCAACUCUUCGCUAUGCAGACAGAGCCAAGCGCAUUGUUAACCAUGCUGUUAUCAAUGAAGAUCCUAAUGCUAGAAUCAUCAGAGAACUACGAGAAGAAGUGGAGCAAUUGCGAGAACAACUGAAGCAUGCAACACAACGAGAAGGUUUGUACGAAAGAUUGAAGGAAUCAGAAAAACUAGUUCAAGAAAUGUCUGAAACUUGGGAAGAGAAACUUGUUAAGACUGAAAAAAUCCAGCAAGAAAGACAGCAAGCUUUAGAGAAGAUGGGAAUAUCUGUGCAAGCAUCAGGUAUCAAGGUGGAAAAAGACAAGUACUAUUUGGUGAACUUGAAUGCAGACCCCUCACUUAAUGAACUGUUGGUAUAUUAUCUGAAGGACAGAACACUUGUAGGUCGACCUGAUGCCCCGCUUGAACAGGACAUUCAAUUGUCAGGGCUAGGUAUCAUGCCAGAGCAUUGUGUCAUUACUGUUGAGGAGAAUCAGGAGGUUUUUAUAAACCCAUUAGAGGGAGCCAGGACUUGUGUUAAUGGGUCUGUAAUAACAGAAAACACACAGCUAAGACAUGGUGACAGGGUUUUGUGGGGAAAUAACCAUUUCUUUAGGGUCAAUUGUCCAAAGGCUACAACUUGUGCUAGUCCUGAUGUCCCAGAGAGACCUAUUGACUAUGAGUUUGCUCGAGAAGAACUUAUGAUGAAUGAAUUGAGUAAUGAUCCAAUACAAACAGCUAUGGAAGCACUAGAAAGACAACAUGAAGAAGAUAAACACAAUGCACUUCAAAAACAACGACAAAUGUAUGAGAAACAGUUACAAAUGUUACGAAACCAGAUGUCUCCUAGCACACCCUAUUCUUCAUAUUCACCCUUUGACCCUUUAGGAUUAGGCAAAAUGACUCCUACUGGCUCCAACUCUAGCGUGCAAUCCAGGAUGGAAAGAUGGGCAAAAGAGAGGGAUGAAGUUUUUAAAGUAAGCCUGGCUAAACUCAGAGAAGACAUUGUUAAAGCCAAUGCUUUGGUGAGAGAAGCUAAUUUUUUAGCAGUUGAAAUGGGCAAACAAACUGAGUUCAAAGUAACCCUGCAAAUCCCAGCAGCAAACCUUAGCCCUAACCGAAAGCGAGGGGCUUUUGUAAGUGAACCAGCAAUUCUUGUGAAAAGAAUCAAUAAAUCAAAACAGAUAUGGUCAAUGGAGAAGCUGGAGAAUAAGUUGAUAGACAUGAGAGAUAUGUACGAAGAAAGAAAAGAAAAACAGCUACUUUUAAAGGAUGAAACCUCACUGAACAGAAUGGACCCAUUCUAUGAAACUCAGGAAAAUCAUAAUCUGAUUGGUGUUGGUAACAUCUUCUUAGAAGUUCUCUUCCAUGAUGUUACACUUGACUAUCAUGUUCCAAUAAUCAGUCAACAAGGAGAGGUUGCUGGACGACUUCAUGUACAGCUUGGUAGAAUAGCAGGUAAUAUACCAGAAAGAAUAGGAGAUGCUGGUUCAUCAGAAGGAAGUGGGGAUAGAGACAGUGUUAGAGGAUCCUUAUUGGAUGUUAGUACAAUCAGUGAAGAUGGGGAGGACUUCACCUCAAAAAGACAAAUUGUUGUCAGAGUAGCCAUAAAGUCAGCAUCAGGACUUCCACCAUCUUUGUCUAACUUUGUCUUCUGCCAGUAUACUUUCUGGGGCCAUCCACACUCUAUUGCUGUACCUCCUAUUGUGUACCCUGACCAACCCAUUUUUCAGAAAGGCAGAGAGAAAAUAAUGUUUGUAUUUGAACAUGAAAAGGAGUUCACUGUCAACCUAACAGAAGAAUUUGUCGAACACUGUGUUGAAGGAGCUUUGUCUGUUGAGGUCUGGGGGCAUCGUAGUGGUGGCUUUAACUCUGUCAAGACAGGUUGGGAAGUAGAUGCUCAGUUACAGAGGUCAAGGACACUUCUAGACAGGUGGGCAGAACUGACCAGAAAGAUAGAGUUUUGGGUGGAAAUUCAUGAGUUAAAUGACCAGGGAGAGUAUACACCUGUAGAAGUGCUGUGUAAACCUGACAUGAUAGCUGGAGGGGUUUUUCAGCUUAGGCAGGGUCAGCAGAGAAGGAUACUUGUUACUGUAAAACCAGUCCAGGACUCUGGGACAUUGCCUAUUAUUUGUGAAACAAUCACCAAUAUUUAUAUUGGCUGUGUAUGUGCACGAUCCAAGCUUCAGAAAGCCCUCGACUCCUACCAAGAAGAAGACUUGUCUCUGCUGCGAGAAAAGUGGUCAGAUGCACUGAUGAGACGAAGAGAGUACUUAGAUGAUCAGAUCCAAAAACUCAUAAACAAGAAAGAUAAAACAGAGCAAGAUGUUGAACGAGAGCAAAGUCUUAUUGAUCAGUGGGUUUCUCUUACUGAAGAAAGAAAUGCUGUUCUAGUCCCAGCACCUGGAUCUGAAAUACCUGGAGCACCAGCAGAUUGGGAACCACCACUAGGUAUGGAACAACACAUCCCAGUCAUCUUUCUUGAUCUAAAUGCUGAUGAUCUGAGUACGACAAAUGCUGAUGAAAAUGGUAUACAGAUAGCUGGAAGUAACUCUAUCCUUCCAAAAGAACAUGGUAGUAAGAUGUUUAACCUGCCCAUUCUAAAACACUUUCAGAAAGAGGUUUCAGCAGUUGCUGCCUGGGACUCAUCUAUUCAUGAUUCGAUCUUCCUAAAUCGAGUAACACCUCAGAACGAGCGGGUUUACUUAAUCUUAAAGGUCACUGUGCGAUUGAGCCAUCCUGCUACUAUGGACAUUAUUUUGAGGAAACGGCUGGCCAUCAAUGUUUACAAGAGACAAUCUAUUAUGGACCGAAUGAAGAAAAGGAUAAGUAGACAAGAUCUCUUAUUUUCAUCAGGAGUAAUCUAUGAAGUGGUAUCUAAUGUUCCCAAGGCAUCUGAGGACCCUGAAGACAGAGAAACACUUGCUUUGAUGGCAGCUUCUGGUGAAGAUGUGGCUACUAAUGAUGGUGAGAGUUACAUUGAAAAAUACACAAGAGGAGUUUCUGCUCUGGAGAGUAUUCUUACUUUAGAUCGACUGAGACAGGAAGUGGCAGUGAAAGAGCUACUUGCAUCUCAGGGUCGACCAUUGAGGAAAACUGCCAGUGUUCCUAACAUUGCUCAGAAACAACUCGUGAAAAUGGAACUCAGUUAUUCUACAUUGGAGGAACAAUUCCGAGCAGACUCGGCUAUUGACCUCUCAACCAGUUCUGUUAAUGACUCAUUAGAACGAUACAAGUGCAAAUCAACAUUCUUUAGGGAGCUCAGUAAAAAGGAAAUUAAGUCACCUCCAGGGCUUUCUAAUAUCAAUACAGAAGGAAGUCCUUUUGGACUAACCCGUCCAAACUUUCUGAAUCUUCCUUUCAGUCUGAAUUUAAGCCUUCGCCAGGAAACAAAUUCUAAAUCCUCGCCAUUGAGUGGAAUUAGUCCCCAGGUUACAAAACUUGUUAAGCCUAUGAGGACACUUAUUGAAGAGCAGAGUCAUAAAGAAGCUCAUCCCUUGCUGAACUUAGAGGAGUCAGAGGAUUCGGGAGGUGAAGAAAGAAAGCAGGAAAAAAUAAAUGAUAAAUUAAAUGCAACAAAAGAUGAAGAGUUCAUAGAAAUUGAAUCUCUUCAAGAUUUGAAAAAUGAAUCAGCUAAUGAAUUGGUAAGCCGUCCUAUGUCAGAAUACAUAGCUGCUGAUUCCUGCCAUCUUAAGGAAGAAGACUUUAAAGUAGGCAGUAAAAUGCAACAUUCGGUUACAGAAGAUAGUCUAACAGAUUUUCAAAUGAAGGCUGGAACACCAAGUGUCAUGUCCAGUGGCUAUGAUUCUCAGGCAUUAUCCACAUCUCCAAUAUCCAGUGAAGAUUCUGUAUCGUUGCACAGUGUGAGUGUAGAGGAGACUCCUGAGAGUGAUUCAAAACCCUUUAUUGGUAUUGAGAAACCAGAAUUAGAGGACAGAGAAGAAUGCUCAUAUCAACCAUUGUCAGAUAUCACAGAAUCUACUACCACUGUUGUGAAACCACAGACUACCUUUGUAAGUUUGAAACCCUCUGUUGUUUUAGAAGACAGGCAUUUAGCCACUUUUGACAAGUCAGUAUUUGAAACUGAUAAAGUUUAUCCAGAUUUGCAGUCUGCUCAAAGUGACCAUAAACCAAUUCAAGAAGGUCCUGUGGAACUGUCCAUGCUUAUCAAGGAUUUUGAGGUAAAUUUUGUUCAGCAAAAAACAGUUAAGGAAAAAGAUGAAGAACGAAAUAAAACUGAGGUCCUUGAAGAUACUUUUUUAGAGGCACAAGAAAAUAUAAGUAUAUCUACUAGAAAGGUUGAACAUGAAACUGAUGUUGAACAAAUUAUUGAAGAACCUAUUAUAAAAGAAGAACAUUGUGCUGUAGAACAAAAGGGUAUUUUACAGGAAACUAAUCAACCAAAUGAUGAAGAAAUAGUUGCUGACAAAGGAAAUUUAAAUAGUGAAGAUGUUAUUAAAAAGCAGUUUACUGAGUCUGAGCUUUAUUAUGAAGUUCUGGGUGACACAAAUGGAAACAACAAUUUUCCUGAUGUUCUAGUUAAUCAUGAAAAUAUGACUAACAAACAGACUUCACAGGUUAGAAGUAUCCAGGAUUCAGUUAUGGAUUCAAGAAACAACAGUACAUAUGCCAAACAGUCUUAUGGUACAUGCCAUGUUCAGCGAAGAUUGAAAAACAAUAAACAGUACUUUGAACAUCGGGCAUCCUACCCUGCAACAGCUUUUCAGUCUAGUCAACAUACCUUACCAAACCUUUCUUUCCAAAUGUCAAGAGAUGAUAUUGAGGAUGCAGACUGGUCAUUGUUUAAAAACAGUACUUCAGAAGACCUAGACCAAGACGACAGUGUCAGUACAAAUACAUAUGAGGGUCGAGCAGAUCAUUUUACUAGCAAUGAUGUAACUUUACCUGCAUGGUUGACUGUAGGAGAAAGUGUUAUGAUCAGUCCUUAUAACAAGACAGGAGUUGUAGCUUUCCUGGGAGCAACUGUAUUUGCUCCUGGUGUGUGGGCUGGGGUUGAAUUAGAUACACCCACAGGCAAAAAUGAUGGGUCAGUAGAUGGAGUAAGGUAUUUCCAGUGUAAGCCUCGUUUUGGUAUCUUUGUUCGCCCAGACAAGCUGAACAUCGAUAAACGUGGAAGAGCUGUCAGAGCAUCUCGCCAGGCUGGAACCAGUAAUUUGAAGCGAUCAGGCAGUAGGGAAAGUUUCUCUUCUUCCUCUAGUCUUCACCAUAGUCGAAGUCGAGGAGAAGGGUUACAGAAUAUAAGGAGUUCCAGUACCAACUUGUACCAGCCUCGAAGCAGAGGAGAGUGUUUGGGUAAGAUUUAUGUUGAAUCCAGAGAAUAUGGAAGAAUGAGACAGCCCCAUGGUAGAGAUGAAGGUCUUUCGGAGAGUGUGUCAAAAAGUCGAACGCUGAAUCUUAAAGGUCGAAAGUAUUAAAUUCCAAAUGUUUUAUUGUGUAAAGUUUAACUGAGAGACAAGAAGAGAGAAGAACUUUUUAAUAACAAGUUUUGAAUAUUGGAAGUUCUGUAUAGUUUGUUGUCUGCUGGAUCUUAAUUUUUACAUGUUAUUAUUACUACACUUGGUAUAAUCAUUUUAACUCUUACCUCCAUAAAUAUUCUUGUAUUGUGCAAAUGUUCCAUAGACCACAAUGCUAGAGAAACAGUGUACUUUAAUUAUUGUAGCUGCUAUAUUAUGAUGUAUUUUAUUUUGUAGAACUUAUAUUAACAUAGUUUAUCUAGAAAAAUUAAUUUUUCUUUCAGCUAUGUUUGCUAUUGAAAAUGUUAGUGUUUAUUAAAACUGUGGCAUGUUCAGUUUAAUUACAAAAG